CUUUCUCUCUCUCUGCUGUCUGCCUCUCAACCUAAAAAUCGCUGUCUGUACCUAUCAUCAUAUCAGUACCAUCCCUCUUUCUGAAAAACUCUGUCACCAUGAGAGUGAGAGCCAAACUCUUCUGAUCCAAAUAAAAAACCUCUUAAAACAAUCAAUAAAUCAAUCCUUCAAUAUAUAUAUACUAUAUUAUAGAGAUAUAUAUACAUAAAAAGACCCUUUAAAUCUAUUUAUCUAUAGCUUUUUAUAGCUAUAGUUUUGCAUGAAUGAUUCUAAUAUCACUACUACCAAUAUACCAUAUCCUCUUCAUCCUUUUCUUCUUCAACUUCUACCAUGGCUUUUCCACCUUCUCACACUUUCAUCUUUCAAACUCAUGAAGAUCAUCAUCAUGACCACCUUCAUUCUUCUUCAUCUUCUCUCAACUCUUUCCCUUCCUUUCCACCUCAUCAACACUUUCAAGGUAGUGGCAACCAUGGUGGUGCAUCUUACAUGAUGAAGAGAUCCAUGUCAUUUUCAGGCAUAGAAAACAAUCACAACCACAUGAACAAUAAGUGCGAUGAAUUAAUGCAUGGAGAUGAAGAUCAAUUAUCAGAUGAAGAAGGUUACUCCCAACUUGGUGAAAAGAAGAAGAGGCUGAGUUUGGAACAAGUGAAGGCACUUGAGAAGAGUUUUGAGAUUGGAAACAAACUUGAACCUGAUAGGAAAAUGCAAUUGGCUAAAGCUUUGGGAUUACAACCUAGACAAGUAGCUAUAUGGUUUCAAAAUAGAAGAGCAAGGUGGAAAACAAAGCAACUUGAGAAAGAAUAUGAAGUUCUUAAGAAGCAAUUUGAAUCUCUUAAGGCUGAUAAUGAUUCUCUUAAGGCUCAAAAUCAUAAACUUCAUGCAGAGCUACAAACUCUAAAGAAUAGGGAUUGCUUUGAAAAUGGAACAAUUAGCCUCAAAAAGGAAAAUGAAUAUUCUUGGAGCAAUGGAAGUGAUAACAGCUCAGAUAUGAAUCUAGAUCUUUCUAGAACACAAAUAAUGAGCAGUCCUUUAUCUUCACAAAAUGGAAAAACUCUUCUACAAACUUCCCUUAAGCCUACAAGCAUGACACAACUCCUUCAAUCUUCAACAAGAUCUGAUCUUCAAGAUGAAAGUUUUUGCAAUAUGUUUCAUAACAUUGAUGAGCAGCAGAGUUUAUGGCCUUGGACUGAUCAUCAGCAGCAACACCAUUUCCAAUAAAACUCACGAUCAGACGCGAAACCAAUUUAAAAAGGUUAAAUUGCACUACUGUGAACUUCGAUGAAUAUUUGGGAUCUGAGUUUUCUACGGUUGGGAAUGAAUUCUUCGCAUUCACGUAUUUGGACCGUUUGAAUCAUAAAAAUAAAAUCUAUAUUUUAUAGAUUGUCUGAUUUUGAUUGAACGGUCAAAAAUAUCUCAAAUGUAUGAAUGUGGGACUCACUGACAGUGUGAAUUUGGAUUCUCAAUAUUUUAGAGCGAAAAUGAAGAGAAAGUUCACUGGACUUAGCUUUCCUAUCAGUUUUUUUUUAUUUAUUUCUUUUCAAUUUAUGUUUGUGUAGAUUGGUGUAUAAAGUUGAGACAAAUCUACUUGAAGCAUGAAAGAGGUGGUGAACUUUUGAGUAGUGCACCUUCUUUUCCAUUA
Messenger RNA from Trifolium pratense (red clover), 1639 nucleotides. Its product is annotated as homeobox-leucine zipper protein HAT7-like. Gene Ontology annotation, molecular function: sequence-specific DNA binding; DNA-binding transcription factor activity, RNA polymerase II-specific. The transcript is spliced from 3 exons. NCBI's taxonomy places the organism in Eukaryota, Viridiplantae, Streptophyta, Magnoliopsida, Fabales, Fabaceae. Gene Ontology annotation, biological process: positive regulation of DNA-templated transcription. The record is from RefSeq and is a predicted model, not a curated record. Gene Ontology annotation, cellular component: nucleus. The coding region runs from base 331 to 1218 and encodes 295 amino acids.